Molecule: messenger RNA, 603 nt
Organism: Funneliformis caledonium
Lineage: Eukaryota; Fungi; Glomeromycota; Glomeromycetes; Glomerales; Glomeraceae
Source: the annotation of a GenBank genome assembly
AUGGUUGAUAACGUGUGUUAUUUCUUAUUUCUCGAUAUACACUACCAAUAUUACCAAUCAAGGGUAAUUCCUAUUAAUAACGGCACAUGGGUUGAUUUUGUUGGAUUAUUUGAAGGCCUUCAAAAACUUUUCGGUCUUAUGAACUCAAUGGUGGAUUAUGACUUUAUUAUUGUGAAUAAAAAAGUGAAAUUCAACUCUAAAAAAACCUUCAUUGAAUUCAUUGAAAUUAAUAAAAAUUCACCUAAAAGUCCUGUUAUGAUAUUAGAUAUAAAAGAAAUUCUAGAUACUUUACCAACACCAUCAAAACUUGGAGAACCUUCAGAAUGGCAUUUUAAUAACUGCAAUAAAGCUAUUUGUCUCAAUCACUGCCCACAAAUAGCUUCUAGCAUUGUACCUGUUACCCUUCAUUGUUUGAUUUUUUGCACAUUUGAAGAUCGCUGUGAGGAAGACCCAGAACGUGAGGACAACCUUUUUACCUAUAAUUUUUGUCGUGAGAUGGCUAAAUUUUAUGACAAAGAAGAUGUGCGUCGAGAUAUAGCAAAUAGUUUAUUGUCGAAAUAUCUUAAUAUUAAAGUAGAACCAGUUAUGCUUGGUGGAAAUUGA